Molecule: messenger RNA, 375 nt
Organism: Phragmites australis (common reed)
Lineage: Eukaryota; Viridiplantae; Streptophyta; Magnoliopsida; Poales; Poaceae
Product: non-specific lipid-transfer protein 1-like
Exons: 2
Coding region: 1-375 (124 amino acids)
Biological process (GO): lipid transport
Cellular component (GO): membrane
Molecular function (GO): lipid binding
Source: RefSeq, a predicted model, not a curated record
AUGACGCCAACACGGCACCUGACGACGGUCGCGGCGGCCGUCGCUCUCGUCGUCCUCGCCGCGGCGGCCGGCCCGGCCGCGGCGGCGAGCCACGACGACUGCGAGAUGGCGCAGCAGGCGUUCAGCGAGUGCGUGACGUACGUGGUGGGCGUGGACCCCGCGGUCACGCCGCACUGCUGCAUGGGCCUCGGCGACGUCAGGGACAUGGGGGGCACCGCCGCGCAGCGCCGCGCCCUCUGCGCGUGCAUCCUGUCGGAGCUGAACGCCGCCGGCAAGGUGGACCCCGCCCGCGCCGCGGCCCUCCCCGCCGCGUGUAAGGUGCAAGUUGGCUUCAUCCCGACCAAGCCCGACUUCGACUGCUCAACGCUUCCAUGA